AUGAAUCAUUAUUCACAUGUUAAAAAGAAUAAAAAAAUAUUUUAUACACCAAUCAAGGAUAUAAGUGAAUUUGAAAACUUUGCAUUUUACGAACAUCAGCUUUAUGAUCAUGCGUUUAAUGGCAGUAUAGCUGCUCCAGUUCAUGAAAAACUGCGAACUGGUGCUAAAGUAUUAGAAUUUGGUUGUGGGACUGGCAUUUGGACUAUUGAAGUUGCCGCUGAGUAUCCAAAUUCGAAGUUCUACGCAGUUGAUUUUAUAACGAAAAAUUCUAUUGAAAAUAUUACAUUUAUUAAUUAUGAUAUUAAUCAAAAACUACCAUUUCCUGAUAAUGAAUUUGAUUAUAUUUUUUCUAGAAAUAAAACAAAUUUUUUUACAAAGGAUAAUUUUCAAGGAUUUUUAUUUGAGGUCCUUAGAGUAUUAAAACCAGGUGGUUGGUUAGAA
Molecule: messenger RNA, 441 nt
Organism: Dentiscutata erythropus
Lineage: Eukaryota; Fungi; Glomeromycota; Glomeromycetes; Diversisporales; Gigasporaceae
Source: the annotation of a GenBank genome assembly